Salvelinus fontinalis (brook trout) is the source of this 11942-nucleotide messenger RNA. Its product is annotated as nuclear receptor corepressor 2-like. NCBI's taxonomy places the organism in Eukaryota, Metazoa, Chordata, Actinopteri, Salmoniformes, Salmonidae. Bases 481 to 7896 code for a protein of 2471 amino acids. Gene Ontology annotation, molecular function: transcription corepressor activity. The transcript has 47 exons. Gene Ontology annotation, biological process: negative regulation of transcription by RNA polymerase II. The record is from RefSeq and is a predicted model, not a curated record.
CAAAUACUAUUGUUCAAUGUUAGUCACAGUAUUCACAGCUUGUUCCCCGUCUGGGCAUCAAACAGCACAGAGGUAGAGGUACACUCGAGAAACACUAAAUAUGGAAAAUGCUUACUUGGCUGAUUGAAUGAGUGGGCUUGAGUGAGAGGAAAGAGCAAGAGAGCGCGAGAACAUGCGACCUAUCGAAAGAGCUGAAUCAAGAGAGGCGUUUCGGCACCAUUCUCCGGGAGAGUAGACGCGACAUUUGCCGCAAGUAAUGUUAGAAAGGAGUGGAGUAAAUGAGAACGAAAACUCUUAUUUCGUGUGGAUUAUUUCUGGAAAAACAAAGCCCUACCAAAACGGAAACUAGUACAACAUUCGAAACAUCAUACAAAGAUUGGAAUAAUACGGUCGCUGUCUACAGGACUAAACCCACGAUGUACCGCGCCUGCUCUGCAGCCCCACCAACAUCCAGUCUGUAGAGGAAGCGGCCGCACCAGCAUGUCCUCCCACCCCCAGUCCGUGCCUCAGGGCCGGAGGGCUGUGGACAUCCGCCACCUGCCAAACCCUGCCAGUCUACCGCUGCAGCUGGCACGGGCACACACGGAUGUGGGACUGGUGGACUACCACCCUCACUCUCGGGACUACAGCUCACACCUGGCUCAGCCCCACCGCCGCCGGCCCUCACUGCUGUCCGAGUUCCAGCCAGGGAAUGAGAGAGGUCAGGAGCAACACAUCCGCUAUGAGCACAUCUACUUACCUGAGCCCAACAACCAAUCAGAGGUGGAGUAUGUUGAGAUAAAGCGUCCCCGCCUGGACCUUGGGGCGGAGUCUCUCAUGAGGCUUUCAGCCCACCGCCCACAACUUCCUCUGGGAGGGGCUGAGGACAUGUCAAAGGACCGGGGAGGCUCCAUGGGGAAGCUGGAGCCCAUCUCCCCCGUCAGCCCGGGCCAGAUGGACCACGAUCUGGACCUGGUGCCAGCCCGCUUCUCCAAGGAGGAGCUCAUCCAGAACAUGGACCGUGUUGACCGGGAGAUCACCAUGGUGGAGCAGCAGAUUUGCAAGCUACGCAAGAAACAGGUACAGCAACAGCUGGAGGAGGAGGCAGCGAAGCCCCAGGAGCCGGAGCGGUCUAUGAUCUCCCCCCCGCCCAGCGAGGCCAAGCACCGCAGCCUGGUGCAGAUCAUCUAUGACGAGAACAGGAAAAAGGCAGAGGAAGCGCACAGGAUUCUGGAAGGACUGGGACCCCGAGUAGAACUGCCUCUGUACAACCAGCCAUCUGACACCAAGCAGUACCAUGACAACAUCAAAAUAAACCAGGCGAUGAGGAAGAAACUCAUUCUUUACUUCAAGAGGAGAAAUCAUGCUCGUAAGCAGUGGGAACAGAAGUUCUGCCAGCGCUAUGACCAUCUGAUGGAGGCCUGGGAGAAGAAGGUGGAGCGCAUUGAAAACAACCCCCGGCGCCGGGCUAAGGAGAGCAAGGUGCGAGAGUACUACGAGAAACAGUUCCCUGAGAUCCGCAAGCAGAGAGAGCUGCAGGAGCGCAUGCAGAGCAGCCGGGUGGGGCAGCGUGGAGGAGGACUGGCCUCAUCUGCAGCCCGCAGUGAACACGAGGUCUCUGAGAUCGUUGACGGCAUAUCAGAGCAAGAGAACACCGAGAAGCAAAUGCGCCAGCUUGCGGUCAUCCCUCCCAUGUUGUUUGACGCCGAGCAGCAGCGCAUCAAGUUCAUCAACAUGAACGGCCUGAUGGACGACCCCAUGAAGGUGUACAAGGACCGGCAGGUCAUGAACAUGUGGAGCGAACAGGAGAAGGACACCUUCCGCGAGAAGUUCAUCCAGCACCCAAAAAACUUUGGCCUGAUUGCUUCUUUCCUGGAGAGAAAGACGGUGGCAGAAUGUGUCCUCUUCUACUACCUGACCAAAAAGAACGAGAACUACAAGAACAUUGUGCGCAGGAACUACCGGCGCCGUGGCAGGAGCCAGCAUGGCCAACAGCAGCAGCAGCAACAGCAGCAGCAGCAACAAACACAACAACAGCAACAACAACAACAGCAGCAACAACAGCAACAACAACAACAAGUGAACCGCAGCAGCCAGGAGGACAAGGAGGAGAAGGAGAAAGAGAAGGAGGGAGAGAGGGAGGAGGAGAAGACUGAGGGGGAAGAAAAGGAGGAUGUAAUGAAGGACGACACCUCUGGUGAGGACGGGGAAGACAAAGAGCCCACGGUGGCCUUAAAGGGUCGACGCACGGCUAACAGCCAGGGCCGGCGCAAGGGCCGCAUCACCCGCUCCAUGACCAGCGAGGUGGAGGAGACCGCCACGCCGCCGCUCAGCGGUGAACUCGCCAAUCUGGAGAUGAAUGAGAGCUCUCGCUGGACUGAGGAGGAGAUGGAAACCGCCAAAAAAGGUCUUCUCCAGUAUGGUAGGAAUUGGUCGGCCAUCGCCAAGAUGGUGGGCUCCAAAACUGUGUCCCAGUGCAAGAAUUUCUACUUCAACUAUAAGAAGAGGCAGAAACUCGACGAGAUUCUGCAACAGCAUAAAAUGAAAUCGGAGAGAGAGCGUAAGGCGCGGCGUAAAGGCAAAGCUCUACAAAGUGAAGAGGCCAGCGCCCCGUCUGCUGCCGAGGAGGAGGAGAUGGAGGGCUCCGGGGCCAGCGGCAACGAGGAGGAGGCCCCCGAGGAUGGAGAAGGUGGUGCUAACAACAGCUCUGACACAGAGAGCCUGCCCUCUCCGCGUUCCUCUGAGGACAGCAAGGCCAAAGAGGAGGGUAAUGGCAGGGCCAAAGCUGGCUCAAACUCUGGGGACAAGGAGGCCUCAGGUUCCCACAUGGGCCAGGGAGGAGAUGAGAAACCCCCAGGAGAAGUGGGAAAGGCCAUCAAGCAGGAGGUGAAGACAGAGGCAGAGGAGGGCAGCAAGGAGCAGCCAAGCGAAUCCACAGAACGAGACAUGAAGCCCCCCACUGCAGAUGCAGAGGAGAGCAAGAGCUCAUCCAAGAGCUCCAAGAGGGACCAUGGGCCCAAGACGGGCUCCCACGCAGACAGUGACUCUAGUGCCACCUGCAGCGCUGACGAGUUGGAGGAGUUGGACAGUACAGAGAAGAACAGGAUGACGUCUUCCAGCCGUCCCAGCCUGCUGAACUAUGCCCAUGAUGGGGUCAUCUCCUCCCCCCUGCAGAAGCCCAUGGACCUGAAGCAGCUCAAACAGAGGGCUGCUGCCAUCCCCCCUAUUAUGCCCCAGAUGCCGGAUGGUGGACCUCGGUGCGGGUGUAGUAAGGCUGAGCUGCCCCCUCAUGCCCUGGCUCUCUACCAGCAGCAGAUCAGCAUGGCUCAUGGAGAGUCCUCCCAGGAGGCCAAGCAGCAUGCCGGUCAGCCCAGCAAACAGCACGCUUACCCAUCGCAGGGAGACCCCCAUAACAUCAGCAGCCCCCGCGUCCACCCACGUAGCCCCUCCGCCAGCGACAAAGACGAGCUGGAAGGCAACGAGAGGUGGCUGCAGACUCUACUUCACGGAUUACAUAAGUCCCGGGCCUUCUCUCCUCAUGGUGACCCUAAGAAGCAGGCGGUGGGGCCAGAGGACCUGAGGGCCACUACACUGGGCCGGCCCGUCAUGUCCCCCUACCCAAUGUCCCAUCGAGACAUGGCCAAGCUCAGCCACGACCAGCACCUACUCCACUACAACUCCUCUGUCCAGCAGGCUGGCCACUCUGGGCCCCCUGGUCUGCAGCAGGAUGGUGCCAGAAUGGCAGCGGUGCUCCCCCUCCAUAUGCCAGAGCCACCCCCUCUCAUCUCCUCCAACAAGCCAGGGGGGUCUAUCACACAGGGCACCCCAGUGCAGCUGCAUAGCCCGGCUCACGGGAUGGACCAUGGGAAGAUGCCCCCUGCACAGAUGGGUUUGUCCUGGAUGGAUCAGAGGAAAGUGGGUGAGUCCAAGUGUCUGGAGUGGGUGCAGCACUCCCAGCCUUGGUUUGCUGGUCCAUACCCGGUGGUGAAGCAGGAGCAGCUGUCUCCGCGGUGCCCGUCAUCCCUGGCAGAGAACCUGUCCACGCAGGGGAUGCCCCAUGACGCCAACGCUGGACGUGGGUCUUUGCCAGCAGUGCAGGGGGGCAGCAUCACAAAGGGCAUCCCAGGUACCAGAGUGCACCAGGACUCCCCCAUCUCCUACCGGGGAGGCUCCAUCACCCAGGGCACCCCGGCAGACAUGCUGUACAAGGGGACCAUAACCCGUCUGAUCACAGAGGACAGCCCCAGCAGAGCAGAGAGGGAGCGGGAUGAGCUCCUGUCCAAAGGGCACGUGGUCUACGAGGGCAUCAGUGGACACAUCCUCACCUAUGACCGCCCACCCUCUCAGAACCCUAAAGAUGACGGCCGGGGCCAGCCUGGGGAGAUCUUGGGGCUGAAGCGCCCCUAUGAUGUCAGGGGGUUUCCCAUGAGGGAGACACUGUCUUCAGCUAACUGUGAGGGUCUGAUAGGCAGAGCCAUAUCACACGAGAGAGACAACCCACACCCAACCCACCACAUCCGUGGUUCCAUUUCACAGGGUAUCCCCCGUCACCUGGACAUCCAGGAUGGCUACAUGAGGCGGGAGGCCAAGCAGAUGAAGAGAGAGGGCUCCCCAUCCCGAGGAACUGGCCAGGUGGCUGAACCCAUGAAGGGUCGAGAGUCCAUUGUGCCCACAGUGAAGGAGGGGGGGCGAUCCAUCCACCUCAUCCCCAGAGAGGAGCUCCGACUGAUGCCCGAAGGCAUGAUGAUGCCCAAGGCUGGCAAAGAGGGCAUCAUAGCACAGGGCACUCCUAUGAAGCAGGAGCAGGGUAGCUCAAGGAAGGGGCACGACGUUCGUUCCAUAAUCGCCAGCUCCCCACGCUCCCACUACGGCAUGCCCUCCCACCUGGAGAUGCGGGGACCCGAGCAGCGGGGCCGCUACGAGGAGGGUCCUAAGGGCCGUUCCAGCACUGUGGUCAACACGGCCAGCUCCAUGGCUCGAUCCUCGCCCCUGGCAAUGGGGGGUGAGCAGGGUGGCAAGGCUCACCACAGCCCUGUGGGCUACGAGGAACACAAGGGCAGCAUAAGGGCUCCCUACCCUGGACCUUCUCACCGAGGAUCCCCCCUGUCAGGCCAGCGGCAGCAUGAAGGCUCCAAUAAGAACCAGCCUCAGGAGCGCAAGGCCACACCCACCCCUCGGGAGAUGAGCUCCGGCAAGUCACCCCUGCCGGGCGUUGCCGAGCAGCAGGCCCAACAACAACAGGCGUCCCUGGUGUCGUACGAGCGUCUGCUGCAGGGUCUGGGGGCCGACGUGUACCGAGGACAGAUCCCCCUAUCCUUCGAUCCUGCCUCCCUGCGUCAGGGCAUCCCCAUCGACCCAGCCUACUACCUGCCUCGCCACCUGGCCCCUAACCCUGGCUACCCUCACCCCUACCCCUACCUGAUCCGGGGCUUCCCCGACACGGCAGCCCUGGAGAACCGCCAGACGCUGCUCAACGACUACAUCACCUCCCAGCAGAUGCACCAGUGGCCUGCAGCCGCCGCUAUGGCUGCCCAGCGCUCAGACCUGCUGAGGGGGCUCUCGCCACGGGACCAGCCUCUCCAAAUGCCCUACUCUGCUGCCCCACGCGGGAUCAUCGAUCUGUCUCAGGUGCCACACUUACCUGUCCUAGUCCCUCCCUCUGCAGGGUCUUCCGGCUCCCCCAUGGACCGCAUCACUUACAUCCCCGGGGGCCAGGGAGGUUUCCCCAGCCGGCCUUACAACACCUCCCCCAUCUCACCAGUUGGGCCCCAACACAUGAGCAAGCAGCACGGCACACCAUCUGCUGACCGCGAGAGAGAGAGGGACCGCGAGAGAGAGAGGGACCGCGAGAGAGAGAGGGACCGCGAGAGAGAGAGAGACCGCGAGAGAGACAGGGAGCAGGAGAGAGAGCGGGAUCGUGAGAGACAGCGAGACAGAGAGCGGGAGAGAGAGCGGGACCGGGACAGAGAGAAGGGGUUCUCUCAUGGCAACGUGGAACAUGCCCCCAUCUGGAGACCAGGCACAGAGCACAGCUCCGGUGGUAGCAGCAGUGUCAGGCCCUCCUCCCACUCCGGCUACAGCCACCAGCACUCCCCGGUGUCCCCUCGUACCCAGGACAGUGUCCAGCAGAGGCCCAGCGUCCUGCACAACACUGGGGGCAAGAGUCUGCCUGUCAGUGACCACAACAACCCUUCUGUGCUAAGGUCCAUGCCAGGCUCCAAUCGCUACCCAGGCUACAGCCACCUCCAGAGGACCGGGAUGCCUACUGAUGGCUACCCACCAAGCAUGGACCCCAAGGAAAUGGGCCGGGAUGGUGGCAAGAGCAGGGGAGGCCUUCCUAAACACUCCCAAGACCUACAUGGGCCCUCUAUAUCCUCCAGCAAAUCUGACCCCAAGCUGGCCAGCCCUAACCAAGGGGGUUACCCCGUGCCUUACCCCCAGGGCUCUGCAGCCUCUCACCACUCAGGCCGGCCCCCACCUCACCUGCUGCCCCCCCAGUCGGAUAGCCAUGUUGGCCGCGGAGAAAGUGGCACGCCUAGUAGGGAAAAGACUCAAAACAAACCGAUGUCCGUUCAGGAACAAGAGCUCCGAUCACUCGGUAAGACCACCAUGACUGCGGCCAACUUCAUAAACGCGAUUAUCAUGCGUCAAAUUUCUUGUGAAACGGGGAUGCCAGAGACGGGCUCGUUCGUGGCCAACAGCGCCAGUGAUGCUCAACAGAAGAUGAUGCCCAUGGAGCAGCACGGUCCGUACCGUCCUCCCUCCGAGGAGAGGCUGUCCCCAGGCCAGCAAUCCCCCCUGACGAAAGGCAGCCAGAGGGUGGUCACCCUGGCGCAGCACAUCAGCGAGGUGAUCACCAAGGACUAUACCCGGCAGAGCCAACAGGCCCAGCAGCAGUCCUACCACAGCAACCCAGUCCUGGACCUGACCCGGCCCCUUAGCGCUCCCCAUGCCCUGCCUGCCUCCCAGGAGUCUAGCCAGGGACCUCGCUACACUCCAGAGGGGACAGGAGGGGAACGUACCCGAGAUGGGUCUCCUCAGCCCAAGGCAUCACCUGUCAGUAUGUCUGCAGACGGCAUUGAGCCAGUGUCCCCUGCAGGAGCCAUGUCUGAACCAGAGACACAAGGGGCCUCCUACCCCAACGAGCAGGGAGAGCAGGGCAUGGGUUCUCGCUCCCCUCCCAACACCCAGCCCCCAGCCUUCUUCAGCAAGCUCACUGAGAGCACCUCGGCCAUUGUCAAGUCCAAGAAACAGGAGAUGAUCAAGAAGAUGACCGUGGUCGGCAGUGACGCUGAUUUCAAUGCUGGCCAGCCAGGAACAGAGAUUUUCAACAUGCCUGCCUCUACCACUGCAGGACCUGUAAGUAUCCGCAGCCACCCGGCUCCUGAGGCAUCCGGUAACACCAUAGGCCUGGAAGCCAUUAUCAGAAAGGCCCUGAUGGGCAAGUACGAUGACCAGGCCGAGGAGCGCCCUCCCUCCUCCAAUGCUAUUAACGCCAUGGCUGCCAGUGUGCAUGACGCUAAUCCUCUCGCUGACGGACGGACCGAGGACUCUUACUCACUACAAGGUGGGGGGAAGCCAAAGGGUAGCGGGCGCUCUAACGGGCGGAAGGCCAAAUCCCCCGGGCCGGGCCUGUCAGGGGGGGAGAGACCCUCCUCUGUCCACUCUGAGGGGGAUACCAACCUCCGCACACCCCUCAUCAACCGUGUCUGGGAGGACCGGCCCUCCUCCACAGGCCCCACUCCCUUCCCAUGUAACCCCCUGACCAUGCGUUUCCCCGGUGGCAUGCCGGUGUCAGCGCCCUCCCCCUCCUCUGGCCAGCUAGGGGCCCAGGGUCUGGGGCAGGGGCGGUCCUGGGAGGAGGAACCAAAGCCCCUGCUGUGUUCUCAGUACGAGACCCUGUCUGACAGCGAGUGAGAGACGCUGCCAUGGAACAGAACAGCACCCGCCAACUAUCAACCACCUCCACUGCUGCUGCAGACACACACACACACUCUCCACCCCACUCUACACUCUCCACCCCACUCUACACUCUCCACCCAGGAAAGGAGUGACCUCUUAGCCUCCCAUCUCACACUGCAGACUGAGCAUCUCAAGCGUUGAUGGUGGUGUGCUGAAACACUGCUGCUCAGUGAGUGUGUGUGUUGGUGUUUCUGUGUAUACACUCACUCCAGGACUACUCUAAAGGAAAAUCACUUGUUUUUUUACUUGCUUUCCCUCCCUCUUGCUGGCCUUAUCAAUACGGACACAUCAAUUCACUCACUUUUUUUGUACGUUUCUAGUGUCUUUUACGGAUUGUGGAUGGGACUUGAUACGGCCACAUAGUCUGAUGCUCAUGUGUUUUAAUCUGACCUGUUGAUGGAUUCACUGGCCCUGGACAAGGUUGGAUGUGUCCUCUGUUGUACAGGAAUCCUGCUCUACUCUCUGGGCGCUGUGAGCAGGGCUUCAAGAGAAGCCUGCUGCCUCCAUUGACCAUCUCGAUCUCUCAUUCUUUCUGCCAAUGAUCCCAUGGACACGGAGUUAACCACACAGAGCUCUGCAUGGAGAGGUCUGCUAGGGAAGUGGACUCCUUCACUGACCCAUGUCACUGUGCAGAGGGACAGGCAGGUAGCCAGGCAAAUGGCAUCCAUAGUGUAGUAGAGUACAGUACAUUACAGUGGACACUGUGCAGACGGCCGGUGCAUUUCUACCACUAUCAGAUGAUGGACAGGAGGGAAAAAACACAUUGUUUUUGUGUGUUUGUUAUUUAGUUUUCUCCUUUUUAAAUCAAGUCAGUCCAGUCUUGUGUUUGAAAGUGAGCUGAGACCGUUAGUAAUUUUGAUGGUGAAUUUUGAUGGUGUCAGUUAUUGUUUCUUAUUUGCAACGAUUUAUCUUGGGGGGGUACGUGGGAGGGUUAUAUCAUUGGUUAACAGGGUAUACAUGCUGUCCAUUGCUGAUGAUGUCAUCAUACAUUUUAAAUGUUAUUGGAGAACGGUGGCGGCGUAUGUUCUCCAGGCAUCCAAUAGAGAGUGGACUGUGAGUGUGAUGGAUGGCACUAAGAGACAAGUGACACUUUCUCACUCUUUGUAUAUGAAUCAUGUCUAUGUGUUUGUUGAGACUGUUUUUGGAUGUUAAGCACUUAGUUGUCAAUCUGUUCACAAUGGCAUUUUUAAGAAUGUGUGUUUCGGGCAGGCGAGAAUGGACUCAAGAAGAGUGUAGAAUCCUACUAAUAGAAGCGUCCUCCUUUAACAUCUGUUUCUUUUGGUCUUGCCACAUACAUGAUUUAGUGUUCCCGCACUCAAGCGACAAUCACAGCUAGUGAAAUAUUACCUAGUCCGCUUAGUGCGGCUAGAGACCAACCUUAAAGCUGCUUUAGGGCAAAUUUCCCGGCAUUAGAGUUGGAAUGUGCUUGCAUUAAAGAGGUGACAAAUAAAAGCCAUCUAUGUUUCUAUGCCCCUUGGACCAUGGUGGUGCCGGCUGUGGCUGUAGUGUGAGCCCCGGCUGGCCAGCUGGAAGUCCGUCUCUAGGAUGCCUAUUGUCUCUAGGAUGGAAUGCCUAUUGUCUCUAGGAUGGAAUGCCUAUUGUCUCUAGGAUGGAAUGCCUAUUGUCUCUAGGAUGGAAUGCCUAUUGUCUCUAGGAUGGAAUGCCUAUUGUCUCUAGGAUGGAAUGCCUAUUGUCUCUAGGAUGGAAUGCCUAUUGUCUCUAGGAUGGAACUCCUAUUGUCUCUAGGAUGGAACUCCUAUUGUCUCUAGGAUGGAAUGCCUAUUGUCUCUAGGAUGGAACUCCUAUUGUCUCUAGGAUGGAAUGCCUAUUGUCUCAAGGAUGGAAUGCCUAUUGUCUCUAGGAUGGAAUGCCUAUUGUCUCUAGGAUGGAAUGCCUAUUGUCUCUAGGAUGGAAUGCCUAUUGUCUCUAGGAUGGAAUGCCUAUUGUCUCUAGGAUGGAAUGCCUAUUGUCUCUAGGAUGGAACUCCUAUUGUCUCUAGGAUGGAAUGCCUAUUGUCUCUAGGAUGGAAUGCCUAUUGUCUCUAGGAUGGAACUCCUAUUGUCUCUAGGAUGGAAUGCCUAUUGUCUCUAGGAUGGAAUGCCUAUUGUCUCUAGGAUGGAAUGCCUAUUGUCUCUAGGAUGGAAUGCCUAUUGUCUCUAGGAUGGAACUCCUAUUGUCUCUAGGAUGGAAUGCCUAUUGUCUCUAGGAUGGAACUCCUAUUGUCUCUAGGAUGGAACGCCUAUUGUCUCUAGGAUGGAACGCCUAUUGUCUCUAGGAUGGAAUGCCUAUUGUCUCUAGGAUGGAAUGCCUAUUGUCUCUAGGAGCUGCCUGUUGUGACGUCUGACCUCUGAACUUUUACUGUCUAGAGGAAGCGGAGCUCUGCCUCACCAGGCCAGACGCACAUUUUUAUCUAGACCGAUUUUGUACAGUUCUAAGAUUCAUAGUGUUAAGUGCCAUUCAUUUUACAUAUACAGUAGUAGUUACCAAGUGACACGCACAUUUUUUGAAAUGUUUUUUUUCUACAUGCCAGGGUUAUAAGUGUUUAUGCAGGGAAAUUUUGAAACCAAGAGCAGAUGAAAUGUCCUUCUUUUGAUGUCUUUUUUUUUGUCCAAAUCUGUCACAGCCUUAGCGCUUAACUUACACAUGAUUUACAAUGGGAGCUGCUAACUUACUGUUGUGAAUGUUAAGAAAUGAAAAGCAGUGUAUUCUGUCUGAGGAUUGUAGAACUUGCUGCUGUCACAUCAGGUUACCAUGACAAUGGGCAACGACAUGGUCAAAGUUGAAUGUCCUCUUGCUCUUUGCAGGCUAAGCAAUGGCCAUAUAAAAGGUGAAUGCCAAGAAGAAAGAUGUAAAAAGGGUGCUGUUUGAAAGGCAAUCAUAUAAACAUUGCCCAAUUUGUUUUUUCAGGCAACAUACCCUCAGUCCUUAGUGAAAGGUAUUAUAUUCUGGCAUGGUCCUGAUUCAAAGGAGGUUUAAACAGUCCAAAAGUUACUGUUACAUUUGUGUGAUUAAGUUUUUGUCCAUUUUAAUGUUGUUGUCCCUGGCUUGUAUUGAGUGUGAUGGUGUCCAUGGCUUGUAUUGACUGUUGAAGCCAGAGAAGCACAGCUGUUCUCAGUGUGACUUGUUUAGAGGGACUGCACUGCAGUGUGUUAUCCUGUCCACUAGUUAAGAGGGAGUUGAGUUAGUCAUGAUGGAGACGUGUUAGUAAUGAACGUGGAACAGUUGGACAGCUUUCACUCUCCUUCCUCUUCACUGGAUUACAUCAAGUUUCUACUCUGGCUACCUAUUAUACUGCUCAUGGUUUAGAUCUAAUCAGUCAAGGUGCAGCUAAAUGAAAAGUUUGUAACUGGACCCAACCAACUACAAGGUAACCCCAGCUUUGUAUUAUAAGAUAGUUUGUGUCUUCACUUGUAUAUCAAUUGACUAUUCAUGAAGUCAUCGGGAGGAAGCAAAGUGACAGUAAAGUUUGACGUGACAACAAGACAAAACCAUAUCCAGAUGUGUUGGCUAAAUAAAUAGCAGAGGAAACGAGAAUAAUCAGUUGUUUUAAAUGUACUGAUGUGUAUUUGAAUGAUUUCUGCUUUUCACUCGUUUCUGUUUGUUCUUACACCGCUUGCUUUGAUUAUGGUCAUGACACUCUCCAUGCUAAUAGUUAGCAUUUCAUUUGUGAUGAAAGGAAUUAUUCAAAACGAACGUAAAACAAAUUAAUCGAGGGGCCGAUACGAUCCCUAUAUUGUCCACAGGUGGUGGGGGGGUAGCAUUGACAUUGAACAAUCGUAUUGUGCGUAAUGAUUUGUUUUUUUAAAUAAUUAUAACCCACUGUAUAAUUGUAUAUAGAACUGAAGAGAUGUAAAUAUUUCUGUGGCUUGCUGCAAGGUUGGUAUUUACAGAACAACUAUUCACACUGUUUAAUUCUACAUGCCCACCAGCAAGCUUUGUGGAUAGCAGUGUAACAAAAACACUGCCUUAAUGUUUAAAUAAAAAUCUUAUUGCCAUUGAAA